AUGUUCGGCCGAUUGGAUCUUGUUCAAUGCUCUGUAUGCCUUGAAGGAAGUUGUGCAUGUGAACCUGCAGAGCCUGGGAUAAUAGUCGCACGCCGCGGGAAGAACAGCUCGGGAUCCGGCAUGAGACGAGAGCGCCUGCGGCGCCUGUCAGAGCCACAAAACCCGCGUUGCCCGUUGUCAAAGCAGCACUAUAUCCUCAAUCCGACUCUUCAGCGUCUGCCUUGCAGUACCGAGAAAUUCGCUCAAACACUCGUCAGGUCUUUCACUAUGGUCGCUUCCCAGAUCCUUGUAGCUGUGUUUGUCGCGGCUGCCAGCGCUACCAGCUUGGUCGGGCGUGAAGAUGUAUCCUUUGCCUCGCUCUUGAAGCGGCAGGAGCCCGGCACGCCUGCGUACAACUGUCACGACAACUGGUGCGUAGUAAUUUUGGCAGGCCGGAAUAUUUCUAAUAUCACCGUCAGCGGCUCUGCCAUCACUCUUUCCCGCACUACAAACCCAUGCGACAACCCAGCAUUCGUUGCCGACUACAACAACUGCUUGAAAUGCUCCGGACCUGACAACUACAACAUCUGGCGCUACUAUGGCGGAACUUUGAGUACCGCUGGCGCUGGCUGCGGCUUCGACACCGAGCCGCUGAGUGGCAAACAGGAAGAUGUUCCUGAAGCUGGCAGCACCGGUGCCGCAUUUUCAGCUGCCCCUACACAGACUUCGGCUGCUGUACAGUCGUCUACAGUUUUGUCUGGAACUCCGUCUACGGUGUCCUCAGCAGCUUCUUUGGCUUCAUCUACCGCUGCACCAAUAAGCAGCCAAGCAGCAGCUACGACCCAGGCGGUGACAAGUGAGGCUCCCGUCUCUUCUGUUGCGACCCUUUCAGCUCCGCUUACGACCGUUAACAUACCUGCGGUUUCUUCUGCUGCAAUCCAUCCCACUCUUAUUGCGAACGCAACGCUGAGCUCUUCUGUACCAGGUGUGCCAUUGCCCAGCGCCAAUGCUAGCGCGAGCUCCACUACUGUAAGUACGAACUCCGCUUCAUCGCCGAUGUCGUCUAAUGUGUUAUAUAGUCUGCUCCUGCAGAGGUGGCAACCAAUGCUGCUUCUAGUCGUCGUACUGCUGACGUUGCUGGUGUUGUCGGUGCGAUUUUCUUUGGUGCGCUGUUCGGCAUGUAACUCAACUUUUGAUUUCGAUUUUGACAGGAUGCUGAUUGAGAAUGUAUGGCCAACAGCUGACUAUUACUGUUAUCGUAUACCGCAUUUUGAUGAAGCGCGGGUGUGA
Ascochyta rabiei is the source of this 1269-nucleotide messenger RNA. RefSeq lists its product as uncharacterized. The transcript has a single exon. NCBI's taxonomy places the organism in Eukaryota, Fungi, Ascomycota, Dothideomycetes, Pleosporales, Didymellaceae. The record is from RefSeq and is a predicted model, not a curated record. The coding region runs from base 1 to 1269 and encodes 422 amino acids.